Nicotiana tabacum (common tobacco) is the source of this 1165-nucleotide messenger RNA. RefSeq names its product zinc finger A20 and AN1 domain-containing stress-associated protein 5-like. NCBI's taxonomy places the organism in Eukaryota, Viridiplantae, Streptophyta, Magnoliopsida, Solanales, Solanaceae. Gene Ontology annotation, biological process: protein ubiquitination. The record is from RefSeq and is a predicted model, not a curated record. Gene Ontology annotation, molecular function: zinc ion binding; DNA binding; ubiquitin-protein transferase activity.
ACGCGUAUCCAAUGAGGCCAUUAUUCAAUCGCCAUUACCGACCUCUCUUCCUCCUUAAAACCUCGCUUUCCCCGUCCCCUCUUUCCCAUUUCUUCUUCCAACCAAACAACAAACCACUCUCUCCUUUUCUCUCUCUACAAGUUUCAUAUUUUUUCUCUCUAUAUAUUGAAGCAAGGAAAUCGAGUUGUUUGUUAAUUUAAUUUUGCACACAAAAAAAAGGGGAAAAAAUGGCUCAGAGAACGGAGAAAGAAGAGACGGAGUUCAAGGCCGUACCUGAAACGAUAACGCUUUGCGUCAAUAAUUGUGGAGUCACCGGAAAUCCAGCCACCAAUAAUAUGUGUCAAAAAUGCUUCAACGCCACCACCGCUGCUACCUCAACUUCCGCCAGCUCGCCGACAGGGUCGGCGGUCACCAUUCCUCACAAGUUCGCUGAGAAAUUGGCUAGAUCUGAAAGAUCGGCUCGAUUUAGCUCGUUGAGGUCGUCGCCGGAGAGGAAGUCCGAUCUGGAAAGAACAAGUCAACAUCUGACGGUAAAGGAGGAUAAACUGAAGGAAAGCGAACCGCCGGCUAAGAGAGAGGUGAAUCGUUGCUCCGGUUGUCGGAGGAAGGUAGGGUUGACCGGAUUCCGGUGCCGGUGCGGCGAAUUGUUCUGCGGUGAACACCGGUACUCGGAUCGUCAUGACUGUAGCUACGACUACAAAUCCGCCGGCCGAGACGCGAUCGCGAGGGAGAAUCCGGUCGUCAAAGCAGCGAAAAUCAUUAAGGUUUAAAAGAAAAGAUAACACGUAAAAACGCAUCCUUUUUACCUUUAUCGUCAAAUUUCAAAUGAUGAAUUACGGAGAAACCGAAUUUGCAAACUCCAUAACUCUGCUGCUGUUAUUCUCGUCUCAGAGAGGGAGAGACGCACAACGAACAUCAAAAUAGCGAGAGAAGCUCGGAAAAAUAUGUUUUCAUAUAUUUAUAUAAUUUGAAGUGAAUUUGUUGUGUUGAAAAUUUAACUCCCUCUGUGGAUUGUUAUUGAAGAUAUAAUUUUUUUUCAAUGUUCGUUUUCUGUUUCGAUUAUUGAAAGAUAGCAACAGAAAGAUUGUGGCUUAGCAAUUGAUUUGUUCUUCGUUUAGUCCUUAUUUGGUUAUUGAGCUAAAUAAUGAAAUGGAGGUUUUAAUCA